Eimeria tenella is the source of this 498-nucleotide messenger RNA. RefSeq lists its product as uncharacterized. NCBI's taxonomy places the organism in Eukaryota, Apicomplexa, Conoidasida, Eucoccidiorida, Eimeriidae. The transcript has a single exon. The record is from RefSeq and is a predicted model, not a curated record. Bases 1 to 498 code for a protein of 165 amino acids.
AUGGGGGGGGGGCCCCCAGGGGCCCCCAGGGGCCCCCCGGGGCCCCUGAAAAGGUGCAGGAGUCAGCUAGAAUGGGGAGGGGGCCCCCAGGGGGGCCCCCGCGAGCUCGAGAGCAGCAAGAAGCUCCGGUGCAGCAGGAAGGGGAGAGAGGCCCCUGCGGUGUCUGUCCAGUGCACUCCAAAUGAGAUCUCUUUCGUAAUAAAUUUCAAAAGCUCCUGUCUGCAGCAGAAAGCUGCUGCAGACAGCAGCAGCAACAAAAACAGCAGCAACGAGCAGCAGGCGGUUGGCCUCCGCUGCUGCUGCUGCUGCGGCGGCGCGCUCGCGCGGCAGCAGCAGCGGCAGCAGCUGCCGCGGCAGCAGCAGCAGCAGCAGCAGCAGCCAGCGCGCCCCGCUCACAGCAGCCCCCAGCAGCUGCAGCAGCAAACAGGGACGGUAGGGCUGCUGCAGCACGCGGAAACCCUCCAAAGUCCCCAAGUGGUAUUCCAAGAAACUCUUUAG